AUGUUUGGAAGAGUUUCAGAAGAGAUGGAAGUGCAAGUUUCAGCCACUGAAGCAUGGGAACUCUACGGAACGCUUCGGCUGGCGAAACUUUGUGAAGAAGAGCUCUCUGAUAUCAUUCACAAAGUUGACAUUAUACAAGGUGAUGGAGGUGUUGGCACAAUUGUCAAACUAACAUUUCCACCAGGGACGCCGGUAUUUUCUUCUUACAAGGAGAAGUUUACGAAGAUUGAUAAUGAGAAGCGAGUGAAAGAAACGGAGGUGACAGAAGGAGCAUAUCUUGAAAUAGGAUUUACUCUGUAUAGGGUUCGCUUUGAAAUCAUAGAGAAAACCGAGAAUUCGUGCAUAAUCAAGACCACAGUCGAGUAUGAAAUCAAGGAAGAGGCUGCUGCUAAUGCUUCGCUCGUUAGUAUCCAGCCAUUGGUGAAACUUAUGGAAGCCUCCGCCAAUUCUCUCAUCAAAAACCAUAAGUAA
This is a messenger RNA of Cornus florida, 471 nucleotides long. Its product is annotated as norbelladine synthase-like. The record is from RefSeq and is a predicted model, not a curated record. Bases 1 to 471 code for a protein of 156 amino acids. The transcript is spliced from 2 exons. Gene Ontology annotation, cellular component: cytoplasm; nucleus. Gene Ontology annotation, molecular function: protein phosphatase inhibitor activity; signaling receptor activity; abscisic acid binding. Gene Ontology annotation, biological process: defense response; abscisic acid-activated signaling pathway. NCBI's taxonomy places the organism in Eukaryota, Viridiplantae, Streptophyta, Magnoliopsida, Cornales, Cornaceae.